Schistosoma bovis is the source of this 7928-nucleotide messenger RNA. Lineage: Eukaryota; Metazoa; Platyhelminthes; Trematoda; Strigeidida; Schistosomatidae. The record is from the annotation of a GenBank genome assembly.
GGUCCAGGGUUUCCUAUCGAUUACUUCCAACCACCAUCUAAUCUCAAUAUAUAGUGCCCGCAAUGUCGAGUCACCUAGACUGGUGGUCACACUGCAACAUAGUCGAUAGUAUUCAAUCUGCACUAAGGACUUGACACAUAUGACAUUGAUCACCACCCAGUGAUCAAUCAAUUGUGAUUACAUCUCAGUCCUACAGGAGAUCGGUCGCGACUCGGAUAGCUCAGUGGUAACGUCUCUCACUGUGAAGCUGGGUAACACGAGAUCAAAUCCGCCAGGGAGCACCAGUUCCCUCAAGAUUACAGGUACCAUGUAGCACGAAACCCGGGUCCAGGGUUUCCUGUCGACUACCUCCAACCAUCAUCUAAGUUGGUUUUAUUUAAAGCUUAGUAAGUUUUAAUAUCAUCAUUAUGACUUUGUUAUUUUAUUGAAAUUAAUUAUAUUUAUUGUGUUAUAAAUUCUACUAACAUUCAAUAGUAUUUUGUUAUUAUUUUUUUAAUCCUGAAACUGAAUUCUUUAAAGUCAAUCAUUCAAUUUGAAAUUACUGCUUUGUAUUUUUUGUUGAUUAAUAUGCACAAUUAAACGUAAGUCGUUUUUAUUUUGUCAUCAAAUGAAAAGGUUUAUAGAACACCUUUUUUAACCAUGUUACUUACUUACUCACUUACGCCUGUAACUCCCAAUGGAGCAACGGUCACCGACUAGCAUUCUCCAACCUACUGUGUCCUGCGCAUUCCUUUCUAGUUCUAUUAUUAUUCAUUCAUCUCAAGUCUGUCUCCAUUUCUCGGCGUCAUAUGUUCUCUCGUCUUCCUCUUCUCAUUCGGCUUUGAUGAUGCCUUAUGACUCAGUUGGGUGCUUUUCUCAAUGUUUAUCCUAUCCACUUCCGACGCUUAUCUUAAUUUCUUCCCCCACUGGAGUCUGGUUUGUUUUAUCCCACAGUAGGUUGUUGCUGAUAGUGUCGGACCCGAAGUAUUUUGCGUAGACAACUGUUAAUAAACAUUUGUCUUCUGGAUGAUGGCUUUCGUAGUUCUUCAAGUUUUUGUCCCCUACAGUAGAACUGUCUUGACAUUUGUAUAGAAAAUUCCCACCUUAGUGUUGGUUGACAGUUGUUUUGAGUUCCAGAUGUGCUUCAGUUGUAAACAUGCUGCUCUUGCUUUGCCGAUCCGCGCCUUCACAUCUGUAUCAGAUCCACCGUGUUCAUCAAUGAUGCUGCCCAGAUAUCUAAAGGAUUAUACAUCUUCCAAAUCUUCUCCGUCGAGUUUGGUUUGAUUGGUGCAUGUUGUGUUGUAUCGGAGAAUCUUGCUUUUCCCUUUGCGUAUAUUGAGACCUACUGCUGCUGAGGCUGUUGCUGCACUGGUCGUCUUCGUUUGCAUUUGUUGUUGUGUGUGUGAUAGAAAAGCCACAUCAUCUGCGAAGUAUAGAUCGUCCAGCUGCAUCUUAGCUGUCCACUGUAUCCCAUGCUUCCCCCCAGAUGUUGAUGUCUUCAUGAUUCAGUCGAUCACCAGGAGGAAGACUUUUACCCAUGUAUUGCAAGCUUUUUCAUUGGGAUGAUUCAACAACUUGAAUAGUGUAUGGCAUACUGAUAAAGUUAUUUGCCCUAGCUCGUAAUGAAAAUUUAUACUGUUAGAUUCCUUUGACAAUAUAGUAUUUACCUAUCUUUGUCGUCCAUCAUUAACGUUAAAUGACGUCUGAGUAAUACGUUUUCUCAAUAUGUCAAUUAGGGAGAUCACUCCAAAAUUUUAGUGAACACCUAGUCUAGCCUUCGCAUAUUUUUUCACUUAUUGCCGGGAUAAAUCUGUAAAUUACAAUAUAUAUCCUAUAAAAUAACCACUUCAUCAUUACUUACCAAAAGAAGAUACCUGAAAGUUACUAAAACUUAUUACUACUAUCACGGAAAUAAAAGUUAACUGUGAAAUCAAUGAUUUACAAUUUACGUGUUAAGGGAAGGAUGGCUAUUUCUUCACAAUGUUAUUUUAUUAGUUCUAGAGAUGGUGUACUUGGUCCUUUUAGGAAGCUAUGGAUUUCUCAAGUUGAUUCUCCUGAAUGUAUUUCAGUUCAGUGAUAAAAUGUACUGAUGUUGAUUAUAGGCAUACAUGUUUAAAUAUAUUAUUGAGGAGUCCUGACAGUGAGGAAAUAGAUGUUGUACAUGGUUUACCGAUGUUUCAUUACUAAACCUAAAAACAGACAUCACUGAACUCAUACAGAACUAAAAAAUCACUUGAUAGCAUUCACACUACACUGGAGUUUUAUCAAUAAACUAUGUCGAGUAAUUUAUUUGAAAUAUUUGUCCAAUACGAGAUACUCGAUUUGGUUGUGUUGUAUGUAAUAAUUAUUUUUAAACAUGAGUUGUCAAAACAUUUAACAAAAACGAAUACUGAAUUGUGGGUCGAAGAUGGGUUGUGGCUAGCAGUAGAAUCCAGAACUUGAGUUUCGUCCUCUUUGAGACUCGCCAGCUGGAUGUACUCGUGUCUGAGUUUAUGUUCACUUCGGGACCCGGACCCAGUCCCGUCCGUCUCAAACUCCAUCGCGUUAUCCACUUUCCUAUUGAGUCCUCACAGGCACUAGCUAGUGCAAUGGGGUAAAGUUUUAACUCAUUUUGUAUUGUUUGCUUGAACCUUAUCAUUGAUGUUUAGGGUCGGUUUGUUCAUGACAUAACCGAUCGUAGUUGAUCAUUAAACAUAUAUGUAACACAUGAUAGUAAGACUAUUUGGUACCUUGAGGGGUUAUUCUCUAAGUUGGUAUAAGAUUAUUUUGAAAUGCCAAAUCGAUAACCGGAUUUAUUCCGUAAAUAUUGAGCUAAGGGAUAUUUCUAUUGUAUUUUCACGAUGUUCAUAAUUAAUUCUUUCAAAAUUAACAACUGUAUUUGUAGUGAAUCUUACUAUUCUUGUUUGUGGAAAUAGUUAAAUUCGUAGUUAUUAUCUAAGGAUUUCAGGAAGUGAGCUUCACAAUUCUAUACUGUUUAUUAUUUGAAAUGAAAUCACCAUUUCCGAACCUUGAAGCUACAUACUCAAUGAUUAUUCAUUGAAAUUACUUUCGAAAGGUGAGUUUCUAGGGAUUUAGUGUGAAACAACGAAUGGAUAUUCAACUCGAUUUGGAAAUGGAAACGCGAAAUUUCAGAAAUUCUUUUUAACGAGUUACAGUCUAAGAUAUGACAGAUUUAGUAACUGAACAGCCUGAAAAUCGAUUACAGGAGUAUGAAACAAAUGAGAAGCACCGUCAGAAUAAUUACUGUUCAAAAAUAUUUAUAAGGAUCUUUAGAAGUGAGUGUAGUACAAUAACUGUAUUCAGUCAACGUAAGAGAAAGACUGCAAUCAUUAGACUAGUUUAUAGAACGGAUAAGAACGUACUAUUAUCAAGACAUUGUAUAAUCCAUGCAAGAAGUAACUUGAUACCAAAACUAGUAAUUGUAUAUAGGUUUCAGUGUACGAUACAAGGAGAUAAUCAAACGUAACUUAAUGCUCAUUCAAAGGUUUCUGUACCAUGCUUUGCUACACACCGAGAGUGUGAAGAGUAAUUAAAGAUUUCAGAUCCCAAUACAGGUUUACAUAGGGCAAUCUUAGUUUUGUCUUCAAAAAUAUAUGGCUUCAGUUCUCAGCUUACUAACUUCCGGCUGAAUUCUAUAUGUAUAUCGAUAUUUGUACUUCUAAGUGCAAAUGCAAAAUGCACCCGAAAUCGGGAAUAUUAUACACUGAUGGAAAAUUUGUUUUUGCAGUAUAACCUAUUGAUUGUAUACACAAUUUAUUGAUUGGUUAAAUCAAAUUUUUACUAAACUAUUUUAUCAUAAAAUCAAUCCUCAACUUUAUCUCAUGUAUUAAAAGUGCUCAAUCCAAAAUUUAAAUUCAAUCAGUUAAAACUCAAAAUAACAGUUUUUGACUUUAAAGUAAACAAUAUUCAAAAUAUUAGGGAAUUUCAUCUAUUUCUUACACUUCCAACUCAUAUUAACGGUCUCGUAUAUUCUUACAUCUGAUUAUAAAGAAUCGACUUGAUGCCUAAACCAUUAGAUUUACAGAAAAUGGUAUUGGGGUUUGAACUCUGACUUAAGUGCAUUGGACUAGGGAGAUGGGCUGUGUUGCUAACCUUGGUACCUAAAAGUGUUACUAAAAGCUGAAUAUAUUGCACAGAGUAUACGAUUAGAAAAUGUCGACACGGCCGGUUUUUAUAUCAACCAGUUUAGUAAAAAACCGAACUAGUAAUAUGUGAUAGUUCUACUCACUGGUUUGAGUAAAACCAUCCUAUAUAAGUUAUUUAACCGUCGAUUAACCCUUCUACUCAACAUCAUAAUUGUUAUUUCAUUUGUCUUUUUUGUUACAGUAUACUAGAAUGAUUUUCGGUAAAAAAAAUGCUUAAGUUCAUAAUUGUCUACACAUUGCUGUAUAUAUGAAUAAACAGAAGUUUUCUGUCACGAAUAUUAUAUAAGCCAUUUACUAAAUUCGGUUAAUUAUUUAGGGAUAUAGUGUUAAUCGCCAUAUUCCCCCUCCCUUGAUUCAGAGUUUAUUGCACAAAAUCUCAUUCUCCCAUUCUGGUCAUAUUAUUUUUUUAACUGAUGUUUUAGAGUAUAGAAAGAUAUUAAGAGAGAAUCAUUUUAGUCAAUGUAUAUGAAAUAGGUCAUUACGACAGAUACACUUAAUCAAUAUAUUAAAUUGACAACAGAUCGAAAACGAAAGAAUAUACUCUAAAACAAAGAAUUUUCAAAUUAAGGAAUUAAUUCACCAAAUAUCGGAUAGUGGUUGAAGGUAUUUGAUAAAGAUCCAAUGACUAGUAAUGAUAAUUUAGUUUUAAUCUGUUAAAGGUUUAUAGAUAGCUGAAUAAUUUCAUGCUUUGAACUUUACAAAAAAUCAGUCAUAUGUCCUAGGGCGUACGUAUGACCACGAGACCUAUAAAGUCCAUUUUAAUCAGAAUGCUUAUGAUAAUCCGUUUCAAUAUAUUAUUUAAAUGUUUGGAAAUGGACAAAGACAAGCUUAUUACUCAGAAUAACUAAAAUUACAGAAUACUAAUCAUAUUUUCAUUAAAUAAACUGUAGUGUCGGUUAUUAUGUUAAGCCCAUAUACCUUAUUCUAGCUUUCGGACAGCUCAUUCUACUCAUUCUACUUGAGUCACAUUUUGACCUUGUUGAUCAUUCGCGCGCGUAGGUGUGUGUACAUUUCUUAUCCCAUUACUCACUACAUGUCUGUAUCUUACUUUUGUGUAACCAUAAUUAUUGAUUAACGCUUGGUUAAAUGGAAGUUGGGUUACCAACCUUUUCCCCUUCGCGUCGUUUUUCUUCUCUCUAUUCCAUUCACUUCACAUACAAAAUAUAUGUAUUCAAAAGUCCAUUCUCGUUAUUUGACUUAUCUAAAUCCGUUAUUGACUAACGCGAUUAAAGUCGAUGAUUAGAUACAAGGAUAAGCAACAUAUAUAUUCCAAUAACAAACACUCAUACGAUCUAAUUGAAGUCAGAUCAACGGGCCACUAAAAAAGUGUCAAUUUCAAAUUCCACACAUUAAAUCUUCUGUUUAGGGUGUUAUCAAAACAGACAAAAACCAAUUUCUUUCUAAUUAUUAUUAUCUAUCCAAGUCUAUAUCAAAGAACAAACUAAAGAUGAUUUUAUUUUUUUUUAUUUUUUUAAAAAAAAAACAGUCAUAUCAACAUCUCUAUUAUCAGUGGUCAAUGUCAUUAUUUUUACACUACCACCCACGCAAACACUUUCAUCGAAAUAUUAACCAAUCAUAUUUUGUCAUUUUUGAAAGAAAAAAAAGAUAUAUAAACAAAAUUAAACUAUCACAAAUAGUUUAAAUUCAAUUAUUCAAUCUUUAUUAUUCAUUAAAUAGAAUGUACAAAUCAUUAAAUGUUACAUUUGUGAUCAUUUACUUGUAAAAGAAUAAUUUAAAUAAUUAUUAUUAAUUUAUUAAAUAGUUGACUAAAUUUCUUUCUUCUUUGUUUUAAUUCAUCAUGUAUAAAUGUAUCAUAAAACUAUUUUCAAAUUUAUCACAUUUCAUUCAAUUCAAACAAAUUUUGUUACAAUUUAUAAGUGUUACUUGUUUUGUUAUGAUGUUUUUAUUUGGUGCAACAUCAUGUUGGUUAUUAUGGAUUUAUUUAAUUAUUAAAUUUAUUAAAUUAUUCUAUAUUAUUGGUAAUAAAUUAAUUAGUAAUGAUAAUAUUAUACAAAAUUCAUAUGAAUUUAUACAUAAUGAACAAUUAUAUGAUUUAUUUCGACAAUUUAUUACAUUAUUUUUAAUUAUUAUUGUAUAUUGGAUAUAUUGGUAUAUUGAUAAAGGUUCCGAAGAGAAAGGUAGUCAUCCAAAAUAUUUUAUUAGAAAUUUAAUAAUAUGGAAAUAUAUAGCAUGUUAUUUUCCAAUUAAACUUGUUCUUAGUGAAUUAUAUCAAAAUAAUAAUAAUAAUAAUAAAGAUAAUGAACCCACAUCUGAAUUAACUACACUCAAUGUUCUUACCAAUCAAAAUUGUCAUAAUGAUGAAGAUCAAAAUUCAAAUGAUAAAAUGUAUAUUGAAACAAUUAUAAAUAAACAAGAUUAUUCUACAAAUGAAAAUAAUUUAACAUGUAUAAAAGAAUUAUUUCCUACAAGUAAUAAUUAUCUAGUUGGUUAUCAUCCACAUGGAAUAUUUGGUAUUGGUGCUUUUAUUAAUUUCUUAACUGAAGCUAAUCAAUUCUCUGAAAAAUUUCCAGGAAUUACACCAUGGUUAACAACAUUGGAGAUUAAUUUCAAAGCGCCAUUUUAUCGUGAUUUUCUAUUAUCUUUUAAUCUUGUAGCAGCAACAUACAAAGGACUUUCAUAUCUCCUUGAUUCUCAACAAUGUGGAAAUACAGGAAAUUUCGUUGUCGUCGUUUUGGGUGGUGCUCCUGAAGCAUUAGAUUCACGUCCUGGGAAAUAUGUCUUCCACACUAACCGACGAUAUGGCUUUUUUAAGUUAGCAUUAAUGACUGGGUCGCACUUGGUACCGUGUGUAUCGUUUGGUGAACCGAAUAUGUUUAAACAAGUGUACAAUCCUGAAGGGAGUUGCAUAAGACACUUCCAAAAUCGAUUUACGAAAAUGGCAACAUUCUCACCUCCUUUCUUUUAUGCUCGAUUUUUUCUGCCUUAUCGGACAGAUGUAAACACAGUCAUUGGACGACCAAUACCGUGUGAAAAAAACCCAAAUCCAACAAGAGAACAAAUAUCAGUGCUGAAAGAAUUAUACCUAGAAGAACUUCGAAAUCUUUACAAUAAAUAUAAACCAAUCUAUGAUCCAGAUGGAGACCUAAUGUUUGUUUGAAGCUGAGAUAAUCGUAUUUUCACAGUUUAUUCUAUUAGCCAAAAAAACAAUAAACAUUACUAUAUAGGACUUUAUGAUUCUGAUUAUUUUAUUUAUGACAAUUAUUUUUCAGUUUCAAGAUGUACAUUCAUUUGAAAACAUUUUUCGCCUUUUAAUUUCUUCUAUGAUCUAAUGAGGGAAAACAACUCUCGAUAUAUUUCAAUACUGAUCCGUAGUACAAGACUACGGAAAUACGACGGCUUAUCAAAUCAAUCGGUAUGAUAAUGUAUCGUAGUCUAUGUUAAAAGUCUUCGCAACCUUGUCUUUGUCUAAAAUGAUAGACUAUGUAGGUCUGAGGUUCUAGAGAUAAGUCUAGAUUACUCUUAAAUUCUAGGAACAAUAAGGGUGUAUAUCAAGUUUGUAUUUACUAACUUAAGGAAGAAGGAACAAAAUGCUUCCUCUAUUUUGGCAGAAUAGUGAAAAGAAAUUUAUAACCGUUCACAAUAUUGAGAAACUUUAAUGAUUCAAUACAGGUCACUUCUAUUAAGCAUUAACAUGGUAAAGUAUACCUGAAAAUUUAGCUUAUAUGAACAAAAUAAGGUAUGGAAUUAGAGUGCAUCAUACAGAGUUAGUACAUCUAUUAAUGUCUAAGAAACGCUUUAAAGAGAAUUCAAUAUAUAAAGUUUACGCUAUUCACUUCGACCAAC